CUCAAUGAUAAGGCAGAGGAGAAGUGUAAAGGUAAGUGCAGGGUAUGCCGAGAACCAAUCACUGAUUGGCAAUACUAUCGUUGUAGUAAGUGCCCUGAUAUACGCAUCCACACCCAUUCCUGUUCUCAAAUUCCACUCCAAUUCGAUCACCACCCCUUUCAUCCCCACCCUCACCACACCCUUUUCCUUUCCGGUAAACUCCUUCCAUCCCACUUUUGCUACGCUUGUGGUGGCAAUUGUUACGGAAGAGACUUGUUCAUCUACAAAUGUCUCGCCUCUGAUUUUGUCCUCCAUGUCAAGUGCGCUCUCCUCACCCCAACCCCCACCGCAAUCGCUACCAAAAACAACCACCACAACAAGAAGAUUCAAUUUCAAUUUCAGCACCGGAAGGACCAACCCAAUCACCCACAUCCCUUUAUAUUGUGUCAUAAGGAUCAGAAUUUGAUUUAUAAGUGCACUUGCUGUGACUUGGUUAUUAAUGAAGAUUGUGUCUAUGUAUGUUUACAGUGUAAGGGUUUGUUGCACAAUUCAUGCUUAUAGUUGCCAUGGGAAAUUAAACACCCAUUUCACUCCUCACAUCCUCUCGUCCUCCGCUCUCGGCCUGGCUCAUAUGACCGAGAGUUCAUCUGCAGCGUCUGUUGCCAGAGGCGGCACGGUUUCGCCUACCAUUGUUUUAAGUGCAAGUUUGUGGUAGAUGUUCAUUGUGCUUGUUUGAUACCUGAACAUGGUCAUACUCAUAUUGAACAAUUCAACCACUCCCAUCCCUUGUUUUUGUGCCACAAUAAUAAUAAAAAUGAGAAUCUUAUUCAUUCUUAUACCUGCUAUGCUUGUUGGCGGCCCUUGAACGAUUCCAUUUAUUUUUGCCCUGAAUGCUGUGCCCUGCUUCACAAAUCAUGUGCUAAUUUGCCUCCAGAAAUCGAGCACCUCCUUCAUGCUCACCACACUCUCACCCUCCACUAGUCAAGUAAAUACACGCAACAUGAAAUGUGGGGUAUGUUUGAGCGAUUGUCAUGGUUUUUUCUACGAAUGUUCCCACUGCAAGUGGUACAUGGAUGUUAGAUGUGCUUUUUUGCCAAAGCCCACUAUUAUGAGCAGGUCUAAAAUUCACCGCCACCCUCUUGCUUUGAUCUUCGCGGAAACUGCUCGAGUGGGUUGCAAGACCUGUGCAAAGUUCUGCCCCCAUAGCCCUUUAUUCCGUUGUGUGUGGUGCAAUUUCAGUCUCCAUGUCCAUUGUAUUCAGCAUUACCGCCUACCCUCAAAUACAAUAAUCAUAUCCAUCGCCUUACCUUCACCAAUUCUCCAAUUAAAGACCAUCAGGAUGAAGAUGAUGAGGCAGAGCUUUACCGUGAUGCUUGCGAAAAAAGAAGGGAUCUAGCACAAGCAACUUAUUAUUGUGAAAAAUGCCACAUCCUCAUUGCGUGGUGUCUGAGGAAUUUUUAGCUAUUGCAAUUCAAGUCAUAUAUCAAAGAUCCAAUGCAAGACCAAUAUAGAACAAAUCAAAAGAUCAUACAUAUUCUUGAAGAAAAGUGGUCAAAGCAUGAAAAUGUUGAGGAACCACCUGCACUGACAUUGAAAGAAUUUCUAGACUCAUUUUCAGAGGAUGAGAACAAAGAAGUGAAAGGUGUUUUUGAAGCGUACAGAAGGGAUGUCCGAGGAGAAACUGGCAUCUUUAAAAACAUCAAGAAUUCUGAGCUUAGGCACUCCGCACAUUUAGACAAGGUCUCUGCACGAGUCAUGAAAAAGCUUGUUUUUGAAGUUGAUGUUGCAAUGCCUUGGGAAAAUUGGGAUUCCACAUCAAAGGUUAUUAAGGAUGGAAACUACAUGAUUUUGGAGAUCCAGGUGUCCAUCCUAAAAGUCUUGUUUUCAAAAUAUGGGGACUUCAGUAAUAGAUCAAGACUUAGUACAAAGGCAAUUAUGUUAUUCAUAAUGACAGUAUGUGAAGCCGUAUACAACAUGUGCAACACCAAGGUCGUGGACAUAACUACUAGUCUACUUUUGACUUGGUUUCACUCCUUCGCUCUUGCUCAAUAUGCAAACUUUGAAAUUAUGUUUGUCAUUGCCCGUUUGACAAAACUGGUGUGUGCUCACUUUGGCCUCCAAGCUGAUUAUGAUGUUCCUGUAUACCUUAACCUUGCUGGACUGAGUGUCCAGAUCGCAAAGCAACUUGCAGUCAUAGAUUCCACAGCACUCGCCAUUGUUAAACAAGAUGGAGAAACUGAUGAUCUCCGGAAGAAGGUAGAUUCGAUGCAGCUAACCAUUAGCAAACUGGAUGAAGCUAUUCAAGAGCUUGAAAAUAAUAAACAAGCGAUUGGAAAGAAGAAACAGGCACUUGGAAAGAAGAAACAGAAACAUGCACUUGAAAAGAACAAGAAGGCACUUUUGAAGACGCGCGAGGAGAAGUGCGUAGAAAGGAGUGCUUGAUUGAUGCUCUUGAACUCGAGGGACAGAUGGCAGGCACAAUCCUGUUGUGAUGUGCAGCAAAGGCUCUCCUGUUACUAGCAGCAACCGUUGUUGCAACAGAUCAUACACAUUCUACAAGAAGAGUGGUCAAAGCAUGAAAAUGUUGAGUGCUUUUCAGGGGCCACUUGUAGUGACUUUAAAAGAAUUUUUAGAUUCAUUUACAGAGAAUGAGAACGAAGAAGUGCAAGGUCUUUCCAAAUCUUACAGAAGGGAUGUUCGAGAAGGUGCCAUCCUCCCAAAAAUCUUUCCAUCUUUAUACGAGGACGUGGAUGAGGACAAGAACAAAAAAAUACGUAUGGCCGUGGCCAUGGAAAAGUUUAUUUCUGAAGUUGAAGUUGCAAUGCCUUGGGAAAAUUAGGAUUCCACAUCAAAGGUUAUUAAGGAUGGAAACGACAUGAUUCUUAAGAACCAAGUGUCUACCCUGAAAGGCUUGUUUUCCAAAUAUGGGGACUUCAGUAAUAGAUUGAAACUUAGUACGAAGGCAAAUACAUUAUUCAUGAUGGUAUCCUAAGCUAUAUACAGCAUGUGCAGCACCAAGGUUGUGGACAUAACUACAAGUAUACUUUUGACCUGGUUUCACUCUUUUGCUCUUGCUAAAUCUGCAGACUUGAAAAUUAUGUUUGUCAUUGCAAAAAGAACCAUCAACAAUGUAGAGAGAUCAUACAUAUUCUAGAAGAAGAGUGGUCAAUGCAUGGAAAAGUUGAGGAGCUACGUGCACUAACGUCGAAAGAAUUUUUAGAUUCAUUUACAGAUGAUGAGAACAAAAGUGUAAGGUCUUUUUGAAGAAGCCUACAAAAGGAGUGUUCAAGGAGAAAAAGGCAAGAUCUUGCUAUGUUUAUACGAGGACAGGGAUAAGGAUGAGUACGACAAAAUAGAUAUGAUCAAGGUCUUGAUGAAAAAGUUUGUUUCUGAAGUUGGAAGUCACAUUGCCUUGGGAAAAUUGGGAUUCCACAUCAAAGGCUAUAGAGGAUGGAAACUACAUGAUUUUGGAGAAUUGGGUGUCCAUCCUAGAAGCUUUGCUUUCCAAAUACGGGGACUUCAGUAAGAGUUCAAGACUUGGUACAAAGGCAACGAUGUUAUUCACAAUGACAGUAUGUGAAGCUGUACACGACAUGUACAGCACCAAGAUCGGGGACAUAACUACAAGUCAACUUUUGAUAUGGCUUCUCUCCUUCACACUUGCUCAAUAUGCAGGCUUUGAAAUUCAGUUUGUCAUUGCUCGUUUGACAAAACUGGUGCAUGCUCACUUUGGUCUCCAAGCUGAUGAUGACAUUCCUAUAGACCUUGAGCUUGCCAAAAUGGGUGUCCCAAUUGCAACACAACUUUCAGUUGUAGAUUCUAAAGAGCUCAGCAAUAUUGAACAAGAUGGAGAAACUGAUGGUGAUCUCUGGAAGAAGGUAUCUUUGCAGCUAACCAUUAUGAAACUAGAUGAAGCCAUUGAAGAUCUUAAAAAGAAGAAACAGGCACUUUUGAAGAUGCAAGAGGAUAGGUGCUUAAGAAAGGAGUGCUUGAUUGAUGUUCUAGAACUAGAGAGACAGAUGGCAGGUGCAAGCCCAUUGUGAAAGGGUCUACUACUACUAGCAACUACCAUUGUUGCAGCAGGUUUGUGGUCCUUGGCUCUUGUGUUGAUUUGAUUAUGUCUCAUUUCAUAGGAAUCAUUAUGUACACAUAACCAACCAUGUAAAAUAGAGGCAGAACACUCCAUUGAUCACAAUUAUUCUUCACUUUGAUUCC
This is a messenger RNA of Camellia sinensis, 4194 nucleotides long. NCBI's taxonomy places the organism in Eukaryota, Viridiplantae, Streptophyta, Magnoliopsida, Ericales, Theaceae. The record is from RefSeq and is a predicted model, not a curated record.